Ambispora leptoticha is the source of this 221-nucleotide messenger RNA. NCBI's taxonomy places the organism in Eukaryota, Fungi, Glomeromycota, Glomeromycetes, Archaeosporales, Ambisporaceae. The record is from the annotation of a GenBank genome assembly.
CUCCAAGGUUUAGAAAAUUAACACCAAAGAUGUUAUCUGAUAUAGAAAAAUAUGUGAUACAAGGUCGAAUGGAUUCCAGUUCUAUUUAUUCUUUACUUAGCUAUGACUAUCCAAACAAUCCUAUCUUUAAAAAAGACCUGUAUAAUACGGAAUUAGACUCUUCAUGGGUAGUUAAACUAUACUUAGAACCAGUAUCCAAAAAAUUAAAUAGGUUAUUGUAG